AUGACAGCUGAUAGAUUCUUCACCACUUUCAAGAAGAAAGAAGGAAGUUUCACGGACAAGACAGAGGCAGUUUCUGUUCAUCCUGACGAUCCCAAAUCAAAAUCCUCUAUUCAGAUCUGGAAUUUCAUUGUAGAUGGAGCAGAUCAAGGAGAAGAGAACAAGUUAGUGUCUUUUUCAGCUCUUGAAGGAGAUGUGUUGAAGCUGUACAAGAUAAAACUUGACGUUGUUCCUAAAGAUGAUGGAGUUUGUAUUGCCAAGUGGACAUGGGAAUACAAGAAGCUAAACGACGACGUUCCUCCUCCUACCACGCGCGACCUGGAGACUAGGUUGUUGUCUGAAAUCUGA
Molecule: messenger RNA, 345 nt
Organism: Microthlaspi erraticum
Lineage: Eukaryota; Viridiplantae; Streptophyta; Magnoliopsida; Brassicales; Brassicaceae
Source: the annotation of a GenBank genome assembly